Molecule: messenger RNA, 822 nt
Organism: Olea europaea var. sylvestris
Lineage: Eukaryota; Viridiplantae; Streptophyta; Magnoliopsida; Lamiales; Oleaceae
Exons: 2
Coding region: 1-822 (273 amino acids)
Molecular function (GO): nucleic acid binding; zinc ion binding
Source: RefSeq, a predicted model, not a curated record
AUGGAGCGAAUCUUCAAACAUCUAUCUUGCACUAAUGCUCAAAAGGUGUUAUGUGCAGAAUUUAUGUUGGUUGACGCGGCAGGCCAUUGGUGGGAGUCAGCAUCUCGCACUAGAACAGAAGCACAACAACGUGCUCUGACUUGGACGCAAUUUAAGGAGGAAGUGAUGGGAAAAUACUUCCCACAAGCCCUGAGGAAUCGCAAGGAGACAGAAUUCCUUCAACUCAAAAAGGGAAAGAUGAAACUUGAAGAUUAUGAGAGAAAGUUCGAGCAACUCUCUAGGUACACACCACACCUAGUAGACAUGGAGGUAAAGAAAGCAAGGAGGUUCGAAUUGGGAUUGCGCCCUAUGAUUGGUGGAAUAAUGGCAUCCCACCAAUUCACCACCUAUAGUCGCGUUUUGCAAACUGCCCAAGUUAUCUCAAAUGGGUUGGAAAUAGACCAAAUUCCCCAGCAAGUGGCCGAGUUAUCAGGAAAGAGGAAGUGGAAUGGGCCCAAUGAAGGGAAAGGAGAGGAACAGAACAAAAUGGUUAACUUUGGAUCAAAUUUUGGACAAGUCAUUGCACCUUGUCCAAAGUGCAAUAAAAUGCAUAGUGGUGAAUGUUUGUUUGGGAAGCAUGUGUGCUAUCGAUGCGGUAAAACAGGGCAUAUUUUCAAAAAUUGCAAAGAAGACCCCUUGAAGAAGAAUGAUGAACAAGAAAAGAAGGGAAAGACCCGAGUUUUUGCUUUAGCCCAGGAACGGACAACAGAAGACCCGAAUGCAGUGAAGUGUGUGGCCGUUGCACAUGUUUGUAGCAACGGACGGGUGUUGAAGAUGGAGUAG